GUUAAUAAUUCAGUUACCUAUGAUAAUAUGAAUUUUCGGCUUUACCAUUAAUUGUCUCGCUUGAUUUGUACUUUGUAGACAGUAGGCAGAUACGGUAAUUGGAAGAAUGUACAGAAAUUAAACACGGAAUUGGGACCAAAUAUUUUAACAGAUUUCAUCUGAAAGAUUUCAAAACCUUUAUUUUUUGUUUUAAUUAAUUGUCUUGACAUUAUCCCACUUCAUGGUGAAAUUUUAGUGAAAAGAAAGAAAAAUAAUUGGUCCGAAAGAUUAGGCUGUUAUUAUUUACAGUUUUUUGUACCGCACAAUAAUUAUUGUUUAGUGCCUUCUGGAGAAAGUUAUUAGAAUACGUUGAAGCGUUGCGUAGUAUCUCUGAUAACAACUUACACACACAUGGUGGGCAAUACGAAUUAUAUACAAAACACGGAAAUAAGACUGUUUAAGUAACAGCAAUGAGUACCGGGAACGAAUGCUUUUUGUAUUCUGAAGAUAAUCUCCACGAUCCUAUUUCCUUACCUCAAGGCGAAGAGGUUAUCUUAGGAAGAGGGCCUCGGACAAGAAUUACGGACACUAGAUGCUCCAGAAAUCAAGUAUGCCUCCUAGCAGACAGUUCAUCAAAAGAAGUGAAAGUAAAACAGUUGGGUAGUAAUAAUUCAGCUGUUAAUGGACUAGCACUGAAGAAGAAUGAAACAUAUACAUUGAAAGAAGGGGAUGUACUGGAAUUCCUGCUUGGCCAGUAUGCACACACAGUCAGAUUUUGUGCUAAAAGUGGUGGCAGUGUUUCACUGCAUAAAGGAAUUAAAAGGGAUACAGAACAUCCCUGCCAGCCAGCAAAAAGAUUGUGUGAGGACUUUUAUACAAACCAAAGAGUGAAUGAUGGGAAGGAUGCAAUAUCAACUGAAGUGACACCAUGUUCUGAGGACAAAUGGGAAUAUAUAGAUAAUAAUAAACUUAUAAUUCUUACAAGCAGAGGAUGUAAAGGCAGUUCAAAGAUAGCUGGUUAUGAUGUAGACGGAACUAUUAUCCUCACAAAAUCUGGUCGUGUCUUCCCAAAAGACAAUGAUGACUGGAAAAUAUCAUUCAUUGAGGUGCCUGGAAAACUGAAACAUUUGUGGAGUUCUGGCUUUAAAAUAGUAUUUUUCACAAAUCAGGCUGGAAUUUCUAAGGGGAAAGUGAAAAUUGAAGAUUUCAAAAGUAAAAUUAGAAACAUUAUUUCAAGGCUUGGUGUUCCAGUGCAAGUUUUUAUAUCAACUGGGAAAGGUAUCUACAGAAAGCCAGCACCUGGCAUGUGGAAUGUGUUAGUCGAAAAGAAAAAUGAUGGUGUAGCUAUAGACAAGACUGCAUCUUUUUACUGUGGAGAUGCAGCUGGCAGGGAUGCAAAUUGGGCACCAAAAAAGAAGAAAGACUUUUCCUGUUCUGAUCGACUGUUUGCUCUUAAUAUAGGAUUAAAAUUUUACACUCCAGAAGAACAUUUUCUUGGUUAUAAAGCUGCUCAGUUCAAACUUCCAGAAUUCAAUCCGUCUGCCUUGAUGCAGGAUAAGCCACUCUGCGAACCAGCAGGAACAAAACUGUGUACAGAUGAGCUAGAGGCUGUAAUUCUGGUUGGUGGCCCAGGCUCUGGAAAAAGUUUCUUUGCAAAAACACAUUUGGUACCAAAAGGAUAUGUGCAUGUAAAUAGAGACACUUUGGGAUCUUGGCAGAAAUGUCUCUCUUCAAUGGAAGAUGCCCUAAAGAAAGGCAAAAGUGUUGUCAUUGACAAUACAAAUCCAGACAAAGAAUCAAGGAAAAGGUAUAUAGAAGCAGCUAAAAAAUAUGGUGUUAAAUGUCGCUGCUUUAUUCUUGCAACAUCGGUGGAGAAUUCUAAACACAAUAAUAAGGUGGACGAAAUGCUGUUCAGGCAGAACGACUGUACAGAAGACGAUUCCCUGACAAGCCAUCGCCUUCGCGCCGGAUGUUUGGUCGUCUCACAACUCGUCUAUGUGAAACGGGAAGCUUAAAUCCAAGACCUCGACAUCGUCCUAGAACACGCACAGAUGAACGUGCUGAAGUUGCUGUGCUCGCUACCAUAGCUGUGAAUCCUCAAAUCAGCACACGUCAAAUUGAACGUGAAGUUGGUGUGUCGAAAUCAAGUGCUCAGCAUAUUCUUAAACGUCAUAAAUUUCACCCUUACGAUGUUCAUUUACACCAGGAUCUUCAUGGAAAUGACUUCCGCAAUAGGGUAACAUUUUGUCGGUGGGCUCAGCAAAAACUUCUGACUAAUCCAAAUUUUUUUGAAGAUGUUCUCUUUACCGACGAGGCAUCAUUCUCCAACAAAGGAAUUGUCAAUAUGAGGAAUAUGCAUUAUUGGUCUGCAGACAAUCCAAAAUGGUUCCGUCAGGUAGAGCAUCAACGUCCGUGGAAAGUUAAUGUUUGGUGUGGGAUUAUUGGACAUACCAUUAUCGGACCUUUCUUUAUAAAUGGCAGACAAUACUCCAAAUUUAUACGACACAAUCUUCCUGUUCUCUUGGACACCGUACUUCUGAACCGGAGAAUGGUCAUGUGGUAUCAGCAUGACGGAUGCCCUGCACAUAACGCCUUACGAGCACGACGACUUCUGAACCGUAAGUUCCCUGGUAGGUGGAUUGGACGAGGUGGCCCAGUUAGGUGGCCUGUCCGAUCUCCGGACCUUACACCGCUGGAUUAUUUUCUUUGGGGAGCAGUGAAGGAUGCUGUUUACCAACAUGAACCAACAACACCAGAGGACAUGAAGCAACGCAUUAUUGAUGUUUGUACAGCUAUCAAAGAGGAAACAGUAGCACGAAGUAGGGCAUCCUUCAUCCGCAGAGUGACCCUAUGUAUGCAAGCCAAUGGGCAUCACUUUGAGCAUGAGAUGUGAACGCUAUGUUUAAUAUGUAGUGCUGGUAUCACAGUGGAAGUUUCUACAAAGGGCCAUUUUACCCAGUGAUGUUAAGAAACAUUCGUUUGCAACAAUUUGUCAUUUAACGCAUUAGAUAAACAUAACAUUGAUAAUUAUGUGAUAAUAAAACUAUUG
Molecule: messenger RNA, 3028 nt
Organism: Schistocerca nitens (vagrant locust)
Lineage: Eukaryota; Metazoa; Arthropoda; Insecta; Orthoptera; Acrididae
Gene: PNKP
Product: bifunctional polynucleotide phosphatase/kinase
Exons: 6
Coding region: 450-1994 (514 amino acids)
Biological process (GO): DNA repair
Molecular function (GO): polynucleotide 3'-phosphatase activity; double-stranded DNA binding; protein binding
Source: RefSeq, a predicted model, not a curated record